This is a messenger RNA of Nanorana parkeri, 1505 nucleotides long. Its product is annotated as gastrula zinc finger protein XlCGF26.1-like. The annotation marks the transcript as partial. NCBI's taxonomy places the organism in Eukaryota, Metazoa, Chordata, Amphibia, Anura, Dicroglossidae. The record is from RefSeq and is a predicted model, not a curated record. The transcript has a single exon.
AUGGAUCCCUCUAAUCCCGAGGAACCUUCUUUAAGUCAUGAAGGAGAUCACACAGGAGCGAGUUUGUUGUCUUCUUUCCAGUGCAAUAAACCUCUCACUGAAUACAGAACACUUCUAGUACAGCCGGGAAGUCACUCCCGUGAACGUCCUUUUUCAUGCUCAGAGUGUGGGAAAGGUUUCACUACCAAAGGACACCUUCAUACACACCAGAUCAUUCACACAGGUCAGCGUCCUUUCUCGUGUUCAGAGUGCGGAAAAAGUUUCACUCUAAAAGCGAGCCUUUUCAGACACCAGAAAAUACACACCGGGGAGCGCCCUUUCUCAUGUUCAGAGUGCGGGAAAUCUUUCACCAUAAAAGGAGAGCUAAUUAAACACCAGAGAAAUCACACCGGGGAGCGUCCUUUCCUGUGUUCUGAGUGCGGGAAAUGUUACAAUACGAAAGGAAAUCUUCUAGAACACCUGAGAGUUCACACGGGGGAGCGUCCUUUCUCAUGCCCAGAGUGUGGAAAAAGUUUUACAGUGAAAAGAGACCUUCGUAAUCACCUGAAAAUUCACAAGGGUGAGCGCCCUUUCGCCUGUUCAGAGUGCAGAAAAUGUUUCUAUCGCAAAGCAGAACUUCUUAUUCACCAGAGAAGUCACACGGGUGAGCGGCCUUUCUCAUGCUUAGAGUGUGGGAAAUGUUUCUAUCGUAAAUCAUGCCUUUAUAAACACCAGAAAAGUCACAGCAGUGAACCUUCGUUCUCAUGUUCAGAGUGUGGAAAACGUUUCACCCUAAAAGCAAGCCUUUUCAGACACCAGAAAAUUCACACCGGUGAGCGUCCUUUCUCGUGUUCAGAAUGUGGAAAAUGUUUCACUAUGAAAGUAGACCUUCUGAAACACCAGAGAAGUCACACAGGUGAGCGACCUUUCCCGUGUUCAGAGUGCUGGAAAAGUUUCAGCGACAAAAGAGACCUACUCAAUCACCAGAGAAGUCACACAGGUGAGCGUCCUUUUUCAUGUUCAGAGUGCGGGAAAUCCUUCAUUCUAAAAGGAGACCUUCUUAAUCAUCAGAGUAUUCACACCGGCUGCUAUCCCUUUUCAUGUUCAGAGUGCGGGAAGGGUUUCCAUAAGAAAGGAAAACUUCUUGAACACCAGAGAAUUCACACAGGAGAGCGUCCUUUUUUCUGUUCAGAGUGCGGGAAAUCAUUCACCAUGAAAGGAGACCUUCUGAAACACCAGAGGAUUCACACGAGUGAACGUCCUUUCUCAUGCGCGGAAUGUGGGAAAUCUUUCACUAUUAAAAAAGACCUCCGUAGACACCAGGACACGCACACAGGCGAGCGCCCCUUCUCAUGUUCAGAUUGCGAGAAAGGUUUCUCUAGGAAAGCAGAACUUCUUAGACAUCAAAGAAGUCACACAGGCGAGCGCCCUUUUUCAUGUUUAGAGUGCGGGAAAGGUUUUGCGCAAAAAAGGAGUUUAAUUACACAUCAAAUCACACACACGUCUGCUGAUGCUUUUGAGAAAUU